Penicillium canescens is the source of this 510-nucleotide messenger RNA. RefSeq names its product GFA family protein. The transcript is spliced from 5 exons. Gene Ontology annotation, molecular function: carbon-sulfur lyase activity. Bases 87 to 473 code for a protein of 128 amino acids. Lineage: Eukaryota; Fungi; Ascomycota; Eurotiomycetes; Eurotiales; Aspergillaceae. The record is from RefSeq and is a predicted model, not a curated record.
CAUCUCUCAUCCUUCUACUUCAUUGGUCCAUCUUAGUUCCUAUACCCCGGAAUAUAUCGCAACUCUUCGACCAAUCAAGAGUCAUCAUGUCUUAUCAAGGCCACUGUAACUGCGAGAGCAUUCGCGUUGCUCUCCCCCAACAGCCAGCGAACACUGGUAUUUGUUAUUGCGAUUCCUGUAAACGCGCUGGUGGCGCAGGAUUUUCCAUCAAUUAUUUUGUUAGCGACAAUGACUUGACCGUCGAGGAUCCGAACACGACCCUGCGAAUCUAUGAGGACAAGAAGUCUGCCAGUGGAAACGUUGUCAAGCGCCAUUUCUGUUCCAGCUGUGGCAGCCCCGUGUUUACUAGGACCCCUAAGGCACCCGGAAUGGUCUUCCUGAAGGCUGCCUUGUUUGAUACUGUUUCCCCGCCUAAAGGCGAAGUGUUCAGCGAGAAGCGACACGACUGGCUCAGGGUUGAACAUGAGAAAUAAACGUCAAUAUUGUGGAUUUGACGGAUUAUUAUGUAAC